AUUAGUAUCACGAUGGGCGAAUAUCGACCCGACCCGUUUCGUAUUUCUCUCUGCCUCUACUAGGACUCGAGAAAGAGAGAGAGAGAGAGAGAGAGGGGGAAUGGAGUCGCCGGGACAGUGGCUAGAGAAGUCGUUGGUUGAUCUGUGUAGAAAGAUAGAAAAUGGUUUGGAUUUGGAUGGGGAUAUUAUAUCUGGCCUCGUCUCCUACUGCGACCUUGCUUCUCCUCUUGACGCCAAAGAAUACCUCGAUAAUAUCAUUGGCCAAGAAGCUGGCAAAAGUGUAAUUGAUGAAUAUUUAAAACGAAGAGGUCAUUCUGAAAUAGGCAGCAGCUCUGCUGAAACUCCGUCUUCCAAAUUGCAUGCAUAUGUCAAACCACCUUCAAAUGAGGUUUCAGUUAGUGGAACCAAAAAGCAGUCGAAGGCACCAAAGGAGGUCACACUUUCCAGUAAUCAGGAAAAUCGUCUGCCCCCAGAGUCCAUUGAAUCAAAAAACGCCCAUAGAGGAAACCAGGGUAAUUCUAAAAAGAAAAAGGCAGGAAAAGUUGUUUCACUUGCUGAUGCUGCUAAAGGGUCCAUUGUUUUCCAGCAGGGAAAACCGUGUUCAUGCCAAGCUCGUAGGCAUAGACUAAUUAGUAAUUGUUUAUCUUGUGGAAAGAUAGUUUGUGAACAAGAAGGGGAGGGACCUUGUCUAUUCUGUGGUGCCCUUGUGCUGAAGGAAGGAAGUACGUAUGCUGGUUUGGAUGAAGGCGCAGUUCCCCUAUUAUCAGAUGCUGAGGUGGCAGCUGAAGCCUAUGCGAAGAGGCUUGUUGAUUAUGACCGGAACUCUGCAGCACGUACGACAGUCAUAGAUGACCAAAGCGACUAUUAUGAGAUUGACGGCAACAGUUGGUUGUCAAUGGAGGAAAAGGAACUUCUAAGGAAGAAAAAAGAGGAAAUUGAAGAGGCCGAGCGGGCGAGACGAAGUAAAGUGGUUAUUGCUUUUGACUUGGUUGGCCGCAAGGUGCUUAUGAAUGAAGAUGAUGUUUCUGAGCUAGAGCUGGAUAACAGUAUAUUACGACCACCUGAUGAGAGGGAACUAAACCGGAUAAAACCAAACCCGACUGUUAAAGUACAACCAAUCUUCAUUGACCCAGGCCAUGGCAAGAGACCCACUAAGGGGAAUCAUUUGAACAAGGGCAAAUCAACAGGUUUGUGCUUGGAGAUAAGUGGGAGGGUGCAACGUGAUAAUAAUGCUUUGAAACGCUUUAUGAUGGAUGACGAACUGGUAACUUCUUAAACGCGACCUCUUGAAUUUGGAGCAGCUCCAUGUAGGAGACUGUAAAUGGAUGAUGAAACCGAGUGUUCUCUAAGUUUCUUCUUUCUCUUUAGAAGAUUGAAUAGCAAGGGACCAGCUAUCUUGGUUGUGAGAUAUUUACAAGCAUACAUGCUUUAGUUUGAGACUCCAAUUUAGCUAAUUUUACUGAAGUAAACGGACAUAUAGAGUGCUUCAAUACUGUUUUUGUGGAUUGGAGCUAAUUUUACUCAAGUACAUGGAUAUAGAGAGAGUUUUCGUGA
Molecule: messenger RNA, 1554 nt
Organism: Rhododendron vialii
Lineage: Eukaryota; Viridiplantae; Streptophyta; Magnoliopsida; Ericales; Ericaceae
Exons: 4
Coding region: 101-1276 (391 amino acids)
Biological process (GO): regulation of DNA-templated transcription
Cellular component (GO): nucleus
Molecular function (GO): zinc ion binding
Source: RefSeq, a predicted model, not a curated record